This is a messenger RNA of Ziziphus jujuba (common jujube), 973 nucleotides long. RefSeq lists its product as uncharacterized. The record is from RefSeq and is a predicted model, not a curated record. NCBI's taxonomy places the organism in Eukaryota, Viridiplantae, Streptophyta, Magnoliopsida, Rosales, Rhamnaceae. The coding region runs from base 159 to 902 and encodes 247 amino acids. The transcript is spliced from 2 exons.
UUGCGUUUUAAGGUGACCAAAAAAAUAGGACCCAAAGCCCAUCGUUUUCAUCUUUCUCUUCCAUCGUCUUUGUUCUUAUCUUCUUCCACAGAGUAAAGAGACAUUCUGAGAGAGAAAGCGAGAGAGAGAGAGAGAGAGAGAGAGAGAGAGGACAGGGCAUGGAAGAGGAUCGCUUGGACUUAGUGCUGGUGCCUUUGGGUCUGGUUGUUUUUGGAAUAUACCACGUUUGGUUCAUCUUCACCGUCCUCCACACUCCCAGAAGAACAGUCAUCGGCCUCAAUGCCGAGUCUCGUCGACAAUGGGUCGUCUCCAUGAUGACCGAUCCUUUAAAGAAUGGCGUUUUGUCUGUUCAGACAAUACGCAACAACAUAAUGGCAUCGACACUUUUAGCGACAACAGCGAUCACUCUUAGUUCACUGAUUGGUGUAUUUGUAAGCAGUACAGGGAACUCCGGCAACACGGCAUCACAAUUAAUAUACGGCAAUAAGAGUCCUACUCUCUCUUCAAUCAAGUAUUUCUCCAUCUUGCUAUGCUUCCUUGUUGCCUUUCUUUGCAAUGUGCAGUCUAUAAGAUAUUACGCCCAUGUAAGUUUCUUGGCCACUAUUCCUACAUGGCAAGGAAAAGGAGAGUCGAUUGAGUAUGUUGCAAGAAAUUUGAACAGAGGAAGCUUAUUUUGGUCCUUCGGAUUGCGAGCAUUUUACUUGUCUUUCCCCCUCUUCCUCUGGAUUUUUGGUCCUAUACCUAUGUUUGUAUGCUCCAUCAUUAUGUCAUUUAUUCUCUAUUUCUUGGACACAACAACCAGUUUUACAAGACAACUUCACAGUUGCUCAAUUAAAGAGGGUGUAAGAACUAGUGAUGUGGAAUCAGUUGGUCAAAUGAAUGUAACUGCUGCUGAAGGUUAAAUGAUUUGUAAUAUAUAUUGUAAUUAACAAUGGGAUUAAUUCAAAAUAUUCAAUCAAACUGGAUUUCUUUG